CGAUCCUGUGUCACAUGACAUUUAUUCCGAAUAAUCAGAGGAAUAACAGAGAGCCACCAUGGCCAGGCGCGUGCAGUCGGUCAUCAUGGCGGCUCCGCAUGCCGGAAGUUAGCUGGAGUCGGUCUGACAAUCAGGACGCUUCACUCCCAGGAUCCGGCAGAGCUGCUCCUCCACCUUCACUCCACCCAACGCGCCGUUUGUUGGCUUCACCAUGACGGAGCGGACCCCCCUCCUCAACUACCCGCUCCUCGCGAGCGUCAAUGAGUCCGAGGCGCGCGCCCCCGCUCCCAGCCAGACCCCCGAGCAUCUGCCGGACAGCCCCCGGCGCCGGCCGCCCUCCCAGCGGCAGCAGCAGCCCAAGAAGCUGUCGGUGUUCUUCGGGGUGGUGGUCCCCACCCUGCUGUCCAUGUUCAGCGUGGUGCUGUUCCUCCGGAUCGGCUUCGUGGUGGGACACGCUGGAUUGUACCAGAGCAUUCUGAUGUUCCUGGUUGCCUACUUCAUCAUCUUCAUGACUGUGCUGUCGGUGUGCGCCAUCUCCACCAACGGAGCGCUGGACGCUGGAGGGGCCUACUAUAUGAUCAGCCGCGCUCUGGGUCCAGAGUUCGGUGGCAGCAUCGGCCUCAUGUUCUUCCUGGCUAAUGUGUGCGGCAGCGCCCUCUAUGUGCUGGGUCUGGUCGAAGCCAUCCUGGGAACCUUUGGAAUACCAGAAGGUAAGCUGGAGCUUUGGUUGCUCUUUCUGUUGAUUUACUGAACCCUGUCCUGCAGA
Molecule: messenger RNA, 766 nt
Organism: Cyprinodon tularosa
Lineage: Eukaryota; Metazoa; Chordata; Actinopteri; Cyprinodontiformes; Cyprinodontidae
Product: solute carrier family 12 member 9-like
Exons: 3
Coding region: 212-751 (179 amino acids)
Biological process (GO): chloride ion homeostasis; potassium ion homeostasis; potassium ion import across plasma membrane
Cellular component (GO): membrane
Molecular function (GO): potassium:chloride symporter activity
Source: RefSeq, a predicted model, not a curated record